Molecule: messenger RNA, 1557 nt
Organism: Seriola dumerili (greater amberjack)
Lineage: Eukaryota; Metazoa; Chordata; Actinopteri; Carangiformes; Carangidae
Gene: sbk1
Product: SH3 domain binding kinase 1
Exons: 3
Coding region: 1-1185 (394 amino acids)
Biological process (GO): peptidyl-threonine phosphorylation; peptidyl-serine phosphorylation
Molecular function (GO): ATP binding; protein serine/threonine kinase activity
Source: RefSeq, a predicted model, not a curated record
AUGGGCUACUGCGGAGGGGUGCCAGUGGAGGACAUGCAGGCCCUGGCCAUUACUUCUCUUACGGCAGCAGAUGUAGCCAAACAGUAUGAGCACAUCCGCGAGCUGGGGAAGGGCACGUACGGCAAGGUGGACCUGGUGGCUCACAGAACACAGGGCACCAAAAUGGCGCUGAAGUUUGUUACCAAGAACAAGACGAAGCUGAAGAGUUUCCUGCGGGAAUACAGUCUAACAGGCUCACUUAGCUGCAGCCCUUUCAUCAUCAAAGUCCUGGACGUGCUUUUUGAGACGGAGGACAGCUAUGUGUUUGGACAAGAAUAUGCCCCCGCUGGGGACCUUUUCGACAUCAUCCCCCCACAGGUGGGUCUACCAGAGGAAAUGGUCAAACGCUGCAUGCAACAACUGGGCCUGGCGCUGGACUUUAUGCACAGUAAAAACUUGGUGCAUCGGGAUGUCAAACCUGAGAAUGUGCUCUUGUUUGACCGCGAGUGCCGCCGCAUCAAGCUGGCAGACUUUGGCAUGACCCGGCGCGUGGGCUGCCGUGUGAAACGGGUGAGUGGCACCAUUCCCUACACGGCGCCAGAGGUGUGCCGGGCCAGUCGUGCUGAAGGUUUCCUUGUAACCACCAGCCUGGAUGUGUGGGCGUUCGGCGUGCUGGUCUUCUGUAUGCUGACGGGCAAUUUCCCCUGGGAGGCAGCGCUACAGGCCGAUGCCUUCUACGAGGAGUUCCGGCGCUGGCAGAAAGCAGGGUGCCCUGUGGGAACGUACCCGUCUCAGUGGCGCAGAUUCACUGAUGAUGCCUUGCGCAUGUUUCAGAGGCUGCUCGCCGCUGAGCCGGAAAAACGCUGUGGAGUCAAGGAUGUCUUCUGCUUUGUCAAGUAUGAGCUGGUCAGCGAGCUCAGGCGCAGAGCAUCCUGCCGAGCCAAGAGAGGGGAAAGGUCAAGCUCGGGAGUGUGUACUGGCAGUUGUACUUCAUCCUCGUCCUCCACUACAACACGUUCCUCCCACCGACACCCUGAGCCCUCCACCCCUCCAGGAACAUCUUGCUUGCGCCCAGCACCACUCAAACGUAGUGUCCUGUCUGACCCGCUGUCUCCCAGAGAGGAGUCUGGACAGCACCAGUCUCCAGGCCGAGACAAGAACAAAAGCCAGAUGGUGAUGGCAACUGCCAUUGAAAUCUGCGUGUGACCACGCUAAUGUUAGCGCUGGAGACUUAGAUAGCUUUUCACAGCAAUAACAAACUGUGAAGAGGUGUUAAUAACUACCACAGAGACUCCAGUGAAAAAGGAGACCGACUUUAACCAUGAAAGAGAAAGCUCAGGAUCACAUCCACCGCUGUGAAAAUGGACAUCAUCAAUCAGCGGUACACACUCGGACAGCUCAUCAUUGGCACAUGCCGCUUAGGUUUUGAUUUGUGACCAAAGACUGCUUCCCAAGCUGAGCAGCCAUGCAGGCAGCGUUUAACAGUCCGCUGAUGAUGUUCCUCUCAGCAGCUCAUUCUACCAUCCAGACAUUCGUGUUUUCGGCUCAUACACUGUGGUGGUGCUAAUGAUUCUAUAA